Pogona vitticeps (central bearded dragon) is the source of this 814-nucleotide messenger RNA. RefSeq names its product histone H1-like. Gene Ontology annotation, cellular component: nucleosome. Lineage: Eukaryota; Metazoa; Chordata; Lepidosauria; Squamata; Agamidae. Gene Ontology annotation, molecular function: structural constituent of chromatin; DNA binding. The record is from RefSeq and is a predicted model, not a curated record. Gene Ontology annotation, biological process: nucleosome assembly.
UCGAGCGAUCCUCCGCUCCCCCGCUAAGUCCGCCAACCAGCAGCAGCCAGAGCACCCGCCGUGCGCGCCAUGUCCGAGACGGCUCCCGAGGCUCCGGUGGCGGCAGCGCCGCCCGCCAAGGCGCCGGCCAAGAAAGCCAAGAAGCCGGCGGGCGCCUCCAAGCCGCGCAAGGCCUCGGGCCCCAGCGUGACCGAGCUGCUCACCAAGGCGGUGGCCGCCUCCAAGGAGCGCAACGGGGUCUCGCUGGCCGCCCUCAAGAAAGCCCUGGCCGCCGCCGGCUACGACGUCGAGAAGAACAACAGCCGCAUCAAGCUGGGCCUCAAGAGCCUCGUCGGCAAAGGCACCCUCGUCCAGACCAAGGGCACCGGCGCCUCGGGCUCCUUCAAGCUCAACAAGAAGCAGCACGACACCAAGGACAAGGUGGCCAAGAAGAAGCCCGCCGCUGUCAAGAGCAAGAAGACGCCCGCCAAGAAGCCGGCCGCUGCUAAGAAACCCAAGAAGCCCGCCGCGGCUGCCAAGAAGAGCCCCAAGAAGCCGGCCAAGAAGCCCGCCGGGGGCGCCAAGAAGUCCGCCGCUGCCAAGAGCCCCAAGAAGGCCAAGCCGGCCAAGCCCAAGAAGGCAGCAGCCGCUGCCAAGAGCCCGGCCAAGGCGAAGGCCAAGGCCGUCAAGGCUAAGCCCAAAGCCAAGCCCAAGACGCCCAAGGCCAAGGUGGCCAAGCCCAAGAAGGCUGCGCCCAAGAAGAAGUGAACGCGCUGCUCACCACCUCGCUCGCAUCCCAAAGGCUCUUUUAAGAGCCACCCACCCGCUCACGGCA